Molecule: messenger RNA, 2691 nt
Organism: Hydractinia symbiolongicarpus
Lineage: Eukaryota; Metazoa; Cnidaria; Hydrozoa; Anthoathecata; Hydractiniidae
Product: cilia- and flagella-associated protein 36-like
Exons: 8
Coding region: 94-1320 (408 amino acids)
Cellular component (GO): ciliary base; axoneme
Source: RefSeq, a predicted model, not a curated record
GUGUAAACAUUGUGGUUACCCCCGACGCGAUUUGUGAAUGGAUUAUUCAUGUAACCUCAAAUUUUCACUGCAAAAGAAACAAACGGCUGCAAAAUGUCAGACUGGGAAUUUAUAUUUGACGGAGUAUUUGGAUUUCUUACAUCACCACUAUGGGAGGUUCCAAUAAUGUCCUUUAUCGAAACUCAGUCUAUUGUAUUUGAGCCAUCCGAGGAAAACAAUGAAUCAUGGGUAGAAAUUCAUGGAAAGUAUAAAUCGCUGGUGGAGUCUUUGUUAUCAAGUUAUUUGAAUGAUGUUGGAAUUACAGAGCAACAGUUCACCAAGGCUUGUGGCUCACCAUCUGCACAAGACAAUCCAGCAAUGCAGGCAAUAUAUGAGCAACUUUAUGCUGCAGAAAGUUAUGAAACUUUUAAAAGAAUGAUGAUACAACGAAAUGUUGAAUUGCAAUUACAAGCUUUAGAGUUGAUCAAGAAAAGACAAGGGAUUGCAAAGAAAAAAUCCAAAAAUGCUACCAAGCCUCAUCAGCCUAUAUCACAAAGUGAGGAGGAGAUCCUAGCUGAAGUGAUGCGUAGAUCAGAAGAAGAAUACAAAGAGGCUCAAAAGAAAAACAAGGCUGAAGAUGAUGUGUACAACAAAUCAAUGGAAGAAAUGAUAUCACAAUCUCACGAUGUUAAUGAAAGAUUAGAGCAAGAGGUGUUGGAGAAACAAGAAGAAACCAAACAAAGUGUCAGUCAAUCUAUUAAUGGAUUGGAGGAACCUCCAGUUCCAGUGAUGGCAUCCCAGCUUGGUGACCAUUUGCAGGACUACGAGCCUGCUCCAACAAACUCCCAGGCCGUAAAAAAGCGCGAACCACCAAAGGCUAAGCAAGCUGAAAAACCGAAGCUUGCACCAUUAAAAAACGAACCUUCUAAAUCAGUGACAAAAGAAGGAAGCAAAGAUAUGCCCAAAAAGCUUUAUCCCGAUUUGAAAGAGAAAGCAAGCACGGAUGCAGCGGCAAACUGGAUUUCAGAUGCGAAGCGAGAAAAUGCGUCCAGUUCUCCACCGAAACCAAUGGCACAAGCAACAGAAGAAGAUUUGAAGAAACGAGCAGAGUACUUGAAACAGCAACGAGACAAACUGCUUGCUAUGAAAAAACAGGAGCGCGAAAAACAACUUUCCGAAUACACAAAAUCGCAACCCAAGCGACCAUCAUCGGCAAGAGUAGCCAAACAAGCGGUGACAGGAGAAAUAGCGGCGCCUGCUCCGUCGGCUGAAGAUCAAAAGCGCAUGGCGAUGAGAAAAGCACUUGCUGAAAAGUUGAAGAAAGAAGUGGUGUAUAAAUAAAGAGAAGUUAGCAGACAUAUGACGUCGAGUAAACGAAACAUUCGCUUGCUUGUGAAUAAUAUACAAUCUAAAAAAGUGACAAAAAAUUAGGAAAAAUAUAAAUAUAGAAAUUUAUUGUAGGAUAUGGCACACCUAGUUUGCUCAGUGUACACAUUGCACCAAUAUUUUAAAGGGAAAUUUUAGUUAGUUUAAUUUACUUCAGUAACAACUCUAAAUCUACCAUUUUAACCCCUCGACUUACUUUUUAAAAAUUUACGGACCAACACUCUAACACAAAUUCCUUCCGCCCGCCCGCCAGCCAUCGUGCGAAAAAGUGAGGCUAAUAAAAGCAUAGCGUUAAAUUAUUCAUUAACUACAUCUAUGUGUCACUUUAUUAGAAUCACCAAACUUGAAAAAUCUUAGAAGUUUGUAAUUAUAAAAAACAGUAAAAUAAUUUAUUUUUCAAUCUGUAAAUUUUCGUCAUUGGGUGAUGACAUGAUGACCAUUUGUUCCCUUAUGUUUUUUGUGUAAAUAGGAUUCCAUGUUUUACUUCUAUGGUUCAUGUGUCAUUUUUUGACUUGUAUUCCACUCGAAGUGGCCAUCCUGGGUUUGUUUAGAAAAUCAACAGGGUUCCACAAUUCUUUAAAACACCUCCAAUCUCGUCUAAAAUUAGACAUUAUAACAAUUUUCUUCUCAAAUAUCUAAAAAUUUAUUCUUUACACAGGUCAUUACAUUAAAACCUCCUCACAUGUUCUCAAUUUCUGUGAAAAAAAAUAUGGAAAUGUUCUCAAAUGUUCUUAAUUUUGUUUUUGUAAAAAUACCGUCAUCUUCUCUAAAAAAGGCUAAAAAUUCUCGUCAAAACUCCUCAAAUUUCAAAUUUGAAUCUAUAAAAGGUGGAAACUCUGAGCCUUCUAUAAAACCACCACCCAUGGAAGUUCACCAUACCAAUGUAAAGUUUAAGACGAAAAUAAAACGAAAAAUUAGUAUAUCAGCAUAGCGUGACAAAAACGUGUGUUUUUAUUUAUUUCAUAAUUUUUAUCUUAAUUUCAGAAUGUUUGUUAUAUUAGACGAGGUAAAAUUACUGUGUUUUAUUUGGAUAUAAAUUUUUGUCGCUUUAGUAAUUUUUUAUGUAUUUUCAGUGAGUAAAAUAUUUAAAAAAAUAUUUAGUCCGGUUGCUAAGAUACGAAUGUGAAUAGAUUAAAGAAAGCUGUGAUGACUGAAUCGAGUCUUGGUGAAUGAAUUUGUCUUACCUUACUUUUGCCAAUUAUUUUAACCUAUUAAAUUAUUUUAAAAAUAGUCGAAGUUUUUACUUUUUGCUUGAAUGUUGUGUAAAUAGAAGAUUUUUAUGAAUUUCAUUGUACAUUCAUUUUAUUCAAUAAAAACAGAAAUAAU